This is a messenger RNA of Macroventuria anomochaeta, 2683 nucleotides long. RefSeq names its product glycoside hydrolase family 31 protein. Bases 259 to 2571 code for a protein of 770 amino acids. The transcript is spliced from 3 exons. Gene Ontology annotation, biological process: carbohydrate metabolic process. Lineage: Eukaryota; Fungi; Ascomycota; Dothideomycetes; Pleosporales; Didymellaceae. The record is from RefSeq and is a predicted model, not a curated record. Gene Ontology annotation, molecular function: carbohydrate binding; hydrolase activity, hydrolyzing O-glycosyl compounds.
CGUCGCAUGACUGCCUGUUUAGGCAGGCCGCCCUACCCCGCUCUCGUGAGGAGAUUCGGUGAAUGCUUGACCGAAUCUUCCGUCCACACACUACCACGCUCGAGGACAGGGACGGCCCGCAAGUCCGAGCGCGCCACUUUUCGCUUCGAGAUAGAAUGGCGGAGCAUGUUAAAAGAUGUCGGAACGUGAAGGAGCUUCAGUUGUACCCUCGGACGUCAUUGAGGCUCGCUCUCAUAAUCACGACUCACAACCAACAAGAUGAAGUUUCGCGAUGGCAUGUGGUUGGUGAACGACCAGUUCACGGUCCAGCAUGCGGAAGAGGUUUACUCGGUUACGCCACGCGAGGAUAACAAAGCUGUGACGCUCCUGGCGCCUACCAAGAAGAUCUUCUCACGGGGCGACACUCUCAAUCUUGCAACCCUUUCCGUGGAGCUGGAGGCACAAUUCGAUGGUGUGAUAUCUCUCGAAGUCACUCAUCACGCUGGUGCUAGACGACUUGGACCCGACAUUGAUCUAUUCCCGGACGGCCGUCCUGAAUCGACUGGCGAUGUCAAGAAGAACGCAGAUGGAAAAGGGGCCACCAUUACCUCAGGAUCGCUUAGUGCAACUGUUAGUGGCAAUAACCACACAUUCGACAUCAAGUUUCAUGCUACCAACGACUCGAAGCAUUUGACCUCCCUGCUCAAUCGCAGUGUUGGCCUUGCGUACUCACCUGCCCUGAGCACGCCGAAGCAGGUUGAGGAUCUGAGUGCGCACAAGCACUAUGUUUUUACACAGACGGAGCUUAGUGUUGGCGAAUCGAUCCACGGCCUUGGUGAGAGGUUCGGUGCUUGGAACAAGAUUGGCCAAAAUGUCGAAGUGUGGAAUGAAGAUGGCGGUACCUCCAGCGAGCAGGCUUACAAGAAUGUUUCUUUCUGGUUGAGUUCAAGAGGCUAUGGUGUCUUUAUUGACACGCCAGACAAGAUUGACAUGGAAAUUGGAAGCGAGCGAUGUUCAAGAUUGCAAACUACUGUUGAAGGGCAGCGAUUGAAGUGGUAUCUCAUCUAUGGACCAACACCAAAAGAGGUUUUGACCAAGUACUCCAUCCUGACCGGCAAAGCCAAUCGCGUCCCAGCAUGGUCCUACGGUCUCUGGCUCAGCACUUCUUUCACUACCUCGUAUGAUGAGGACACCGUCAAUCACUUUGUGUCGCGCAUGUCGGAGUCAAAGAUCCCUGUUGAAGUCUUCCACUUCGAUUGUUUCUGGCUACGCGCUUUCCAUUGGUGUGACUUCGUAUGGGAUCCAGAGUCAUUUCCCGAUGCCAAAGGGCAGAUUCAGCGUGGAAAGGAAGCCGGCCUCUUCAACAAGGUCUCCGUUUGGACGAAUCCAUAUGUGGGACAAGCGAGUCCCGUCUUCAAAUACGCAGCUGAGAAAGGCUAUCUGCUUAAGAAAACCAAUGGCGAUGUUUGGCAGUGGGAUCUGUGGCAAACAGGUAUGGGUGUAGUCGACUUCACGAAUCCCGAAGCGUGCGAGUGGUUCAGCGGCUGCAUGGAGCAGCUGUUAGACAUGGGUGUGGAUUCCAUCAAGACGGACUUUGGCGAGCGCAUUCCUACUAAGAACGUUCAGUGGCACGAUAAGAGCGUGGAUCCCAGUCGCAUGCACAACUACUACGCCUUCAUCUACAACAAACUUGUAUAUGAAGCUGUGCAAAAGAGGUUCGGCAAGAACGAGGCCAUCUUGUUUGCGCGUACAGCAUGCGCUGGCUCUCAACGUUUCCCACUCCAGUGGGGCGGCGACUGCGAGUCUACGCCUGCUGCACUUGCUGAAUCAGUUCGGGGAGGAUUGAGUCUCGGUCUGGCGUCUUUUGCCUUCUGGACCAGCGACAUCGGUGGCUUUGAGGGCAGUCCACCCCCAUGGAUCUACAAACGUUGGGUCGCCUUUGGUCUUCUUAAUUCACACAGCCGACUCCACGGAUCAAACUCGUAUCGUGUGCCCUGGCUGGUAGACGAUUCUUCGACGGAACCUGAGAAUUGCACAGAUGUUCUCCGACACUGGGUACAGCUCAAGCGCCAAUUGAUGCCAUACCUAUACGCUCAGUCUAUUGAGAGUGUUGCGAAUGGGUGGCCCACUAGCGUUCGUGCAGUCGCUCUUGAAUUUCCUGACGACUCAACAUCAUGGUACUGCGAUCGUGAAUUUAUGGUUGGUAGCCAACUUCUUGCUGCUCCAGUCUUUGAAGAGGACGGUAGCGCUGAGUACUACCUGCCACCAGGUCGAUGGUUCAGCUUCUGGGACGGCAAAGAGGUUCAAGGCAGCAGAUGGAUUCGAGAGAAGUACAGCUUCCUGCAAACACCGCUGUUCGUGCGCGAAGGAAGUGUGCUAGUGCUGGGACAAGCAGAAGGCUCAGGCGGAUUCGGAUAUGAUUGGCUGAGUUCCGGAGGUGAAGUGCGUCUAUACGGCGUCAAGCAAGGUGACAAAGCCGUACUUGUGGAUACCAACGGUGAUGAGAAGGGCACCCUUGAGGUUGACUCCAAUGGUGAGCUGACAGGCCUGGACGCCUUGAACGGCGACUGGAAGGUCUCCAACCUUGGAUAGGAUAGCGGACCGCUUACAACGGAUGUCCUGCUACAACUAGCGUACGGAGACGGGGCGUACACGAUCAAUACCUGAAGUAGAGCCGCACAACGGUUUUUCGAUCAGAUGUCAC